This is a messenger RNA of Habropoda laboriosa, 1214 nucleotides long. RefSeq names its product protein trapped in endoderm-1 (gene Tre1). NCBI's taxonomy places the organism in Eukaryota, Metazoa, Arthropoda, Insecta, Hymenoptera, Apidae. The coding region runs from base 186 to 1214 and encodes 342 amino acids. Gene Ontology annotation, cellular component: membrane. Gene Ontology annotation, molecular function: G protein-coupled receptor activity. The record is from RefSeq and is a predicted model, not a curated record. The transcript has 4 exons. Gene Ontology annotation, biological process: G protein-coupled receptor signaling pathway.
AGUGAAAUUACGAAUUGGAUAGAAUUGUACUUGCAACAUGGAACAUAAGGGAACUACAAAUUUCUCGUGAUUUCGUUUGGAAAAUAGGACGAUUAAUAUUGAGAAUACAAGGCGUGUUUACCCCGUUUUGCAUUUCACUUUCUGAGAACAUGCCACGACGAAGGAGCGCAUAAACACGAUACAAAAUGGGCAAUUCUGUAACAAACGGGACAAUUUUCGAUCUCGAAUCGGGAGGUGAGACUCUGAAGCACUUUCCACGACCGGCCACUAUCACAGCUGCCGUUUGCGCGAUAAUUUUCAGCGUCGUUGGAAUCGUGGGUAAUCUGAUAACAGUAAUUGCGCUGUUAAAAUAUACAAGAUUGAGACGACACGCCACAACUGCUUUCGUGAUAAGUCUCAGUAUUUCCGACUUGAUUUUCUCUGCGGUAAACUUACCAUUAACUGCGAUCAGAUAUUUAAACGAGGCGUGGGUGCUUGGUGAAACUCUAUGCAAAAUAUUUCCGCUGUUCUUUUAUGGAAAUGUUGCGGUGUCUCUGCUCAGUAUGGUGGCAAUUACGAUCAAUCGAUACAUACUGAUUUCAAGAUCAGAAAUAUACGCCCAACUAUACACCACGCAGCGAAUCAUUCUAAUGCUGAUCGCCAUUUGGACACUAAGUUUCUCCUUACUUUUACCACCGUUGCUCGGCUUUUGGGGAACGUUGGGCCUGGAGAAGACCACUUUCUCCUGCACUAUACUCAAGAAAAACGGUAGCAGUCCAAAGAAAUUCCUGUUCGUUUUAGGAUUCAUCGUGCCUUGUGCAGUCAUAUGCGUCUCCUAUCUUUGCAUUUACUGGAAAGUAAGGAAGAGCAGAAAGAAUCUAGAGGCUCACGCAGGUGUAUCUAGAAGAAAAGCUGGAGGAUUCCAACGUAGAGAAGAUUCCAGAGUGACCAGACUGAUGUUGACCAUAUUCUUAUGUUUCCUUUUAUGCUUCAUGCCUCUGAUGCUGGUUAACGUGAUCGACGAGAAAAUAAAGAUACCGAUUUUGCACGUGAUCGGCUCUGUCCUUGCGUGGGCCUCUUCCGUGAUCAAUCCUUUUAUUUACGCCGGCACUAAUAAGCUUUACAGAGAGGCCUACAAGCAAGUUUUGUGUCCAAUUUCAAGCAAAGCGCCGACGAUCGGUACGAAACAGACGCACUCGCAUUCAAGUAAAGUUUCGUCGCCGCAAAUGACUUGA